Camellia sinensis is the source of this 1332-nucleotide messenger RNA. Lineage: Eukaryota; Viridiplantae; Streptophyta; Magnoliopsida; Ericales; Theaceae. The record is from RefSeq and is a predicted model, not a curated record.
AUAAUUUAUUUAUUUUUUGGGUUGUCCCUGUACUGUAAUCAAUCAUCUCCCUCCCUCAAAGAAGAAACCCAAAUCAUGAACACUACAAUUCUUUCAAUUUCAAAACUCAAUUUAAAAAUUCCUAAUCUUUACUCUGUUUUUCUCUCAAACUAAGCAAAGCUUAUUGCUAAUCUCUGUUUAAUUCAACAAUGUCAUUCUUAAGACACAGAAACCAUUCAAUCUCAGCCUCAGAUCCAAAACCCAGAACCCAAUUUCUCUCUCAAUCCUCCACUUUCAAACCCACCAUUUCUAACAACAACAACAACAUUGAUGGGUCUAAUGAAACCAAAAAGCUUUUAACAAAAAAACCCAAGAAGAAGAAGUUAUUUACGUCGGUGACACUCAGAGGACUGGGAUGUGGGGCAGCGUCGCCGGUGGUUACGGCGGCGGAUUUGGAGGCUGAGAGAGUGCGGCGGAGGAAGAAGAAUAAGAAAAAACAGAGGAGGACAACGACGUCGUCUAGUCCCAAUACUCAGGGAGUUGUUGUUGUGGUUGAUGUUCAAAGUGUUUGUUGUGCUCCUGGUGUUGGUAUAGCCUCCGAUGUUGUUCCCAGAACGAGGGUCGAUUCUGAAAGAACCAAUCACAGAGUGCGGUCUUGUUCAGUGAGGGGAACAACCAACGUUGAGCGUGCCUCUGCUUCAGAUUUGCCAUCAGCAUUUGAUACAAAUAAUGCUCAUCGUCUUAGACGCCAUUCUCCUAGACAACUUCCACAGUUUGUUAUGUUCCAACACAAUCUGCUCUUUGGAGGAAGUUUAGAUGGAUACGAUCAGCAUGGGGAUUGGAUGUUUGAUGUCGACAAUAUGUCAUAUGAGGAACUGCUCAAUUUGGGUGAUAGGAUUGGCUAUGUGGGUACAGGGUUACAAGAGGAUGAGAUUUUUCGCUGCCUAAGGAAAUCGAAGCACUCAAUGUCAGAAUCCUUUCCACUACUUAAGUCUACCGACAAGGAUUGGAAGUGUAGCAUUUGUCAAGUGAGUUCAUCACACCUGUUCAUCUUUCUUCCCAUUUAAUUUUUUGAUAGAGUUGCAUAGUUCCACUUGGAUAUGGAAAUAAAACCUCGUCAUAAGGAUACUUGGACAUAGACGAGACAAAAAUGAGAUUUUAGGUUUUAGGAUCUAUACUUUUUGCUAAACUUCAAAUUUUAGGUAUCUUUCAUAAGAAAAUUUCAAUGUGAUGUUUAAAUUCAUCAAUCAAAUAUUCUGAAAAUGUAUCUUAGGUAACAAAUCUGGGGAUAAUAGAUGGCGCAUUACAUUGUGUAUGUUGUAUAAUUUCCCUGUGAGGGAUUAAGCUUAGGAU